Messenger RNA from Rhododendron vialii, 3782 nucleotides. RefSeq names its product protein SEMI-ROLLED LEAF 2-like. Lineage: Eukaryota; Viridiplantae; Streptophyta; Magnoliopsida; Ericales; Ericaceae. The record is from RefSeq and is a predicted model, not a curated record. The coding region runs from base 319 to 3378 and encodes 1019 amino acids. The transcript has 19 exons.
AAAGAAGCUUCACAUUUCCUCUCUCUCUCUCUCUCUCUCUCUCUCUCUCUGGGCCGUUGGAGAAUGCCACAGAUCCGGUGCUCUCGCUCUUAAAUCGUUUCUCUGCAUUCCCAGCUCGAACACACCGCCAAUUCUCCCCCGAAAUCACUUUCCUUCCCUUCCGAAUCCUCUCAAUCUAAGCAAAUUCCCAGAUCCUCUGUUUCUGAAUUACACAUUGCUCCCAUUUGUUCGAUAAAAAUUAUGCUGUGAAUUUGGUUACAUAAAUCAGGAGAGAGGAACAGGAAGAGGAAGAGAGAGAAGAUUGAGGGGUUUGUAAAAAUGGGUGUGAUUUCGCGGAACAUAAUGCCGGUGUGCGAUAACCUAUGUUUCUUCUGUCCUUCGAUACGUCCUAGGUCGAGACAGCCUAUUAAGCGGUACAAGAAGUUGCUCGCCGACAUCUUUCCUCGCUCUCCGGACGAGGAACCUAAUGAUAGAAAAAUCAGUAAACUUUGUGAAUAUGCUUCGAGAAACCCUCUCCGGAUUCCUAAGAUCACAUGCUCUCUUGAGCAAAGGUGUUACAGGGAUUUGAGAAGUGAGCAAUUUCAUUCUGUAAAAGUUGUCCUGUGUAUCUACAGGAAGUUGUUAAUAUCUUGUAAGGAGCAGAUGCCACUGUUUGCAAGCAGCUUGCUCAGCAUCAUACAGAUUUUGUUGGACCAAACAAGAAAUGAUGACAUGCGCAUUAUUGGAUGCCAGACUCUCUUUGAGUUUGUAAAUAAUCAGCAUGAUGGUACUUACAUGUUUAACUUAGAAGGCUUGACUCCAAAACUGUGUGUUUUGGCUCAAGAAAUGGGAGAGGAUGAGAGGGUGAAGCAUUUGCGUUCUGCUGGGCUUCAGGCCCUUUCCUCCAUGAUCUGGUUCAUAGGUCGAUUCUCCCAUAUGUCAGCUGAAUUUGAUAAUGUUGUUUUAGUAGUCUUGGAAAAUUGUGGAAGUCCUACAGAGAAGUCGGAUCAUCUUAAUCAAGGCACUGAGAGCAAAUGGGUUCAAGAAGAGCAAAAAGUUGAAGACCAUGCUGCUCCUGCACCAGAUUCCAUGAGAAGGGCUACGUCUUGGAAGAAGAUUGUAAAUGAGAGAGGCGAACUCAACGUGAAUCUCAGAGAAGAUGCCAGGACCCCUCAAUUUUGGUCCAGGGCUUGCCUGCAUAACAUGGCCAAGUUAGCUAAGGAGGCUACAACCAUACGGCGUGUGCUGGAAUCCUUAUUCCGCUAUUUCGACAAUGGAAAUUUCUGGUCCCCCGAACAUGGGCUUGCCCUUUCUGUGUUGCUGGACAUGCAAUUAUUGAUGGAGAGUUCAGGGCAGAACACACACUUCUUGCUGUCUACAUUAAUCAAGCACCUUGAUCACAAGAACGUCUUAAGAGAUCCCAACAUGCAAGUACACAUCAUUGAUAUUGCCACCUGUCUUGCUCAAGAAACAAGGGUUCAGCCUUCUGUUACGAUACUGGGUGCAUAUAGUGAUAUGAUGAGACACCUGCGGAAAAGCAUACACUGUUCCCUUGAUGACUCAAACCUUGGGACAGAAAUAAUUCAAUGGAACAGGAAAUUCGGAGAAGCUGUAGAUCAGUGCCUCAUACAAUUAUCACGUAAGGUUGGAGAUGCUGGCCCUAUACUGGACAUUAUGGCUGUGAUGUUGGAGAGUAUAUCAAAUAUUACAGUUAUUUCCAGAACCACAAUUGCUGCUGUUUAUCGUACUGCUCAAAUUGUGGCGUCCAUACCAAAUUUUUCAUGCCAAAAUAAGGCUUUCCCUGAAGCACUGUUUCAUCAAUUACUUCUAGCUAUGGUCUGUCCAGACUAUGAAACAAGGGUGGGUGCACAUCGUGUGUUUUCUGUUGUUCUUGUCCCAUCUUCUGUUUGCCCUCUUCCUAGCUCAACGACUCCAUCCUCAGCAAAUCCCACAGACAUUCAAAGGACACUUUCAAGAACUGCGUCUGUCUUUUCUUCAUCAGCUGCUCUUUUUGACAAGAUAAGAAAGGAUCAAAGUUCCUCGCAACAAGAUGACAUAAGUCAAUCAAGAGAAGACAAACCUGUGGAUGAUGAAAGUGGAACAAUCGAUAACCAAUCUAUGUUGAACAGAUUGAAGUCAACUUACAGUCGAGUUUAUAGUGUGAAAAGGCAAGAAUUACCCAUACACACAGAGCACGAGCCGGAAGCUAUUUCUCUUAGGUUGAGUACUAGACAGAUCAAUGUGCUAUUCUCAUCACUUUGGGCUCAAGCCAUAUCUCCUCUUAACACACCUGAAAACUAUGAAGCCAUUGCCCAUACGUAUAGCCUGGUGUUGCUAUUUUCACGAACCAAGCACUCCAGUCAAGAGGCUCUUAUCCAAAGUUUCCAGUUGGCAUUCUCUUUGAGGAGCAUUUCUCUUGGUGCAGGACCACUACAGCCAUCUCGACGGAGAUCCCUCUUUACCUUGGCAACAUCUAUGAUAAUAUUCUCAGCAAAAGCGUUCAAUAUCCUCCCUCUUGUUUAUUGUGCAAAGGCUCCAGUGACUAGUAAUAAUGUUGAUCCAUUUCUGCAUUUGGUUGAUGAUUGCAAGUUGCAGGCUGUUAAUACUGGAUUAAACAACAUGGGAAAAGUUUACGGAUCAAAAGAAGAUGAUGAUGAUGCCUUAAAGACGCUUUCAGCAAUAAUGACAACGGGUGACCAAUCCAAAGAAUCCUUUGCUUCCAUGAUAGUAAAGAUGUUGGGGAACUCUUCAAUGCCGGAGUCUUCCUUAAUGAAGGAGCAGUUGCUCAAGGAUUUUCUUCCCGAUGAUGCAUGUCCAUUGGGAGCCCAGUUAUUCAUGGAGACACCUGGCCAGGUCUACCAGUUUGAUUCUCAAGAUAGGAAAUCUCUUGAUGAGGUUAAGCCUCCAAUAUUUGUGAUAGAUGAUGGUGUGCCACCUGAUGCAUCUGAAAGUCAACCAGAUCCUGAUUUUCUGCUGACUGUAGGAAAUCCGAACCUCCUGAGUGUCGACCAAUUUCUAGAUUCGGUUUUGGCGACAAGUAAUCAAGUCGGAAGGUCUUCUGUCUCUACCGCAUCUGACAUGCCUUACAAGGAAAUGGCAAGCCAUUGUGAAGCCCUCCAAAUGGGAAAGCAGCAAAAAAUGUCUGAUGUCAUCAAUUCCCAACAGAUUCAAGGAAGUGCAGUGAGCUACUCUUGCCAUGAUUUUGACCAGGCAAAGCAUGUUCCAUCUUAUUCCCAGAUGGGGAAUCCAUUCCUUGACCAGAACUUGAGUGUUACUUCACACAAACCAACCACUGGGACUCCAAUGCUUUGUGCAGCCGAGUACCAGCACCAUCCCGACUUCUUUAGGCUACCGGCAGCAAGCCCCUUUGACAACUUUCUGAAGGCUGCUGGUAGUUGAUCCCAAAUCAAAUGGCGGACUCCUGGCCCUGGCUGCUUUCAGAAGUUUGCACUGCUGUUUGCUAUUGUUGUUGGAAGAGAAGUUCAUCUUUUUUUCCUCUGAGAGGUAGUGAAUUGUUUGCAUUUUUCACAUAACAUGCCCCCAUUGAUGUUUCCUUUUUCUUUAGUGCUGGGGAGAUGGAGAUGGAGAGGGAUUUGCUUUACUUUAGUUCCUCCCCAUUGUUUUUUGGUAAAUAUUACGUGUCCAACUGUCUGGCGCCCUAUUUUGUUGCCUGGGUUCCAUAUUGAUUUGUACAUUGUGUAUUACUACUACUUAUUGCCAUCAGUGUGAUGGAAGGAGUUUAUAAAAGUUCGACAUUCACUGCAGAAAUGGAGAAGUUGUUUUGGGCCUUUGCCAGAUAACUA